Molecule: messenger RNA, 2300 nt
Organism: Cucurbitaria berberidis CBS 394.84
Lineage: Eukaryota; Fungi; Ascomycota; Dothideomycetes; Pleosporales; Cucurbitariaceae
Product: HET-domain-containing protein
Exons: 1
Coding region: 240-2282 (680 amino acids)
Source: RefSeq, a predicted model, not a curated record
CGCUGGCCUGCUGCCUAACUCACGACUAUUUUGAUAUUUCCGCCUUUGUGAACAUUCGGGCCUGCAUUAGACGUCCUUUCAGCGUCGAACCUAGGCUCAACUUCACCUUUCUGCGCCCUAGCUGUUGGCCCUGCCAACUGCCUUCAACGCGAUCGCCUUUCUUGCCUCUUCUACUCCUCAAUAUCCCCAUGUUCUCCCUCACAUUUGUUUCACCCUGAGGCGGCGAGCUAGCACCAGCUAUGCGCCUCUUACGGAUUAACGAUGAUGGCCAGCUCAGCCUUGUUGAGUAUGGGGGAACUGAUAUCCCGCACUAUGCGAUUCUUUCGCAUCGUUGGGGGCCAGAGAGCGAGGAGGUUACCUUCAGAGAUGUAAUAGAAAAUACAGGCAAUAGUAAGGCGGGCUAUUACAAAAUCCGGUCCUGUGCAAAGCAGGCUGCUAAGGAUGGCCUGCAUUACUUCUGGGUGGACACCUGCUGCAUCGAUAAGUCUAGUAGUUCUGAGCUCUCAGAAGCUAUCAAUUCGAUGUGGCGCUGGUAUCGUGACGCUCAAGUCUGCUAUGCAUACUUGAGAGACGUUCCAGCAGGGACAGAUGCAUUCGCUGCAUCAGAAUGGUUUACAAGAGGAUGGACUCUUCAGGAGCUUCUAGCGCCGGCUAAGGUUGUACUAUACAAUGCCUCGUGGAAACCAAUUGGGACCAAAAAAGAACUAGCGUUCGAGAUCAGCAUCGUCACAAGAAUUGACAAAUACUAUCUUAGCUCAGAUGCUUCAGCACUCGAGCGUGCGAGUAUCGCGGAGAAGAUGUCUUGGGCAUCGGCUAGAGUGACGAAGAGACCCGAGGACGUCGCCUAUAGUUUGCUUGGGAUUUUCGACAUCAAUAUGCCGCUACUAUACGGCGAAGGUACACGGGCUUUCCAGCGAUUACAAGAGGAGAUUAUGAAGCAAUCGGACGACCAAUCGAUAUUCGCCUCGCGUCCUUCGGUAUCUCCAGAGGUUGAUGCACUGCUCGCUCAGUCACCCGCUGACUUUAGUACCUGCGGAAACAUUGUACGAAGCAUCAAUUCAGCUCAUAGCAAGCCAUACGCCAUGACAAAUCGAGGCCUCCAAAUCGAGUUACCACUUCUCACACACGAGAACAAGAUCUUCGCUGGCCUCAACUGUCGAUUUGCGGACGACUUCUUUUCCGAUUUGGCAAUUCCUCUUCGCAAGAUCAGCGGCAACCAGUACCACAGGGCAGAGGGUAUAAUACGGGAAUUUACAACCGACGAAUGGCGUCGAGCAAGGGUGCAGUCGAUGUACAUCAGCACAAAGCCACACCAAAUUGACUCGAGGGGCGAUAUAAGAGACAACUCGUCCGUUGUACAGCGACUACCAUUCGGCUAUGUAGUCUCACGGAUUUUCCCGCCCCAAUCCGGGUGGUCCCCCGGGAUUUGCACCUUUGAGGGAAACCCGCAAGAUCUGAGCAACCGUAGACUGAUGCUAGUCAGUUCGCUCAUAGCGCACCACCACUUCCUAUUCAUGAUGUGCCUUCACAAGAACAGGGUCUUCCAUGAUGGGGUCUGGGAAGCUCGGCUUCUCCCCGUUCCAGUUGAUGAAAAUUGCGAUCUUAUACAAAUCUUUUCCCACUGGAAAGGGAAGGAUCUGUCAACCUUGCCACGAACUCAGAAAUCAGAGUUUGGAGUAGUCGUUCUUCGAGCUACACCACGAUGUAUCCGAGGCAGGAAGCUUACAACAGUUGAUAUUGCCAUCAGUACAGAUCAAGGCUAUGGAGCUUUAGAAAUAUCGGAACAAGCGAUUGCGUUUUUUCGAUCUACUGGAGAUUGCUUCGCUCACGUCUUAGCGUGGGGAUGUGACUUAGUUGUUCAACUUCUAAUAGCCCGGUUCUCGGUUGUGCUUUAUCUUCUAAACUUCGGCUUUAUCUUUUUGAUCGUGCGGAACACACACUUCUUGAAUCCUGACUUUGACACCUUUCACGUUAUGGCGCUGACCUUACUUGGUAUGCUCAGCGCCCCAUUUAUCCAGAAGCUCCAGAUGAGAAUGGCGAUCAAGGAAAGAAUUAAGCAACCGCGUAGUAGAGGGGGUGUAGGAUGGCAGGACAGACUGGAUCAUGUUUCAGUUGGCUAUCUUUCCAUUUUGUUGGUGUCAAUCGUUUCGGUUACUACUCUUUUUCAGUCCUUGUUCGAACUUGAUUUUUAUCUUGUGAACCUGUACAUCUCAGGCGCAUGCAUGAUCAUGUAUUUUAUGAUAUUCAUCCCAAUAAUUAUGGGAAGCCCUUUAGACUUCUAGUCUAAUAUAUUGUAGCAC